GGCGGAGGGAAGAUGUCAUCCUCCAGAGGUCUUCGCCGUGCGCGUGCGAGGGAGGGAAACACCACCUUCGGCUGCCUUGUGUGGGAACCAUAACGAAUCCUCAGCUGACCUCCUCCUCGUUCUCCCUCCAGGGUGCAGAGGCGAGUCGCAACUCCCGCUCCCCCCCUCCCACUUGCACUUUCUCCAUGGGGAACUCCCAUGAAGGUCUUUGCAACGUCCCCUUUCAUGCGUGCCGCAUCAUGAAUGGCAAUGAUGAUGAACAGUGACUGCAUCAAGAAUAGCAGCAAGGAUCAACAGUGACUGCCCCCCCGCCCUUAUGCUUACCCUACAAAAAAAGCUUUCUAAUUGCCUGAAAAUGCCAGAAACACUACUUUUGUCUAAACGACGCUCCCCAACCGACUUUAGCAAAAGCGUGCUCUUCCAAACAAAUAUAAUUUUCAGUUUUGAUGAGUCUUGAUCAGACCUCUCAAGGGACUGCGAUGACGUCACGUCCUGCGGGUUGUCGCUUCUCUUUUCUCCUUCCUCAUUCAAGCGACGCAUCGAAGACUCGAUCCUUUGAGUCAAACAAGUGAAAAUGGAUUGUGAACCUUCGAGGCCUUUUCCUCACACUUUGCGUAACUGCUGCUGUCUUUACUUCAUUAUUCUGAAAUACCAUGCUUUAUUUUGAAAAUGUUAUCCGGAUGUCGCGUGUUAUCUCUUCUUUGAUUGAAAUGUGUCGACCGGAGGUUUUCUCGUCAUUCCUUUUUUUGUCAAAGCUGACCGACUGACUUCAGAAGUUUUUUUAUAAAAACCUUUUUUUGAAGUCAUUUUUUUUGACCGUGGAGAAUUUGCUGAUGGUGGUGAAUCUGUGGAACGACUCCGACAACCAAUCAAAGGGUGGCACACUUUGACUCAAACUUAUCUGAGAGCCGUAGGUCUGAGUGAAAUCGUAUGCAGUUCCUCUUUUAUUUCCAGUUGAUAAGAAAUCAAACAUAACAAAGGGCAACUUCCUCCUUUCGUUUUAAGGACUGUGCAAUCCUGGAUAUUCCGGCCUGAAGCGUGAAACUUUCUCGACCCAUGUGAGCCCGCGGCCACACGCUCUCACUUCCUCACGCGUGACAGUGAAGAGCAGGAUUCCCACACACAACUUUGACAUUUGGUUCGCAGACGCUUACAUUUACCAGCUGGUCGGGAAGUGUGGAAGAGCCUUGAUGAGCCUCCGUUCGCGGCGUCCCUCUCUUCUUUAUUUUUAAGGUUACUUUUCAUAUUGCUCUCCAAAUAUGUCCCAUUCUGAAUGGACUUAAUUUGUACUUUUGGAACGACGACCUAGAGCAACCUCUCGGACGAUGGAUGAUGGUAAUGACCCCAGAAGACGACUCUCGUGGUUGAGCAUUUGUUUUGUUUUCUCUCUGAGCGCCAACUGUUGCGCCGGAUACAUACUGAAGGACUGUCGAAUAAGCAACGACAACGCCAUCUGCUCGGCCAGCAAGCUACGAGCCGUCCCCCGGGACAUCCCAGCGUGGGUCAAAACCUUUGACUUGAGCGUGAACAAAAUCUCCAAGCUCCGAGUAGGUGAUUUCCUCAAUUUCACGCUCCUGACGGAGUUAGGCCUGAAGCGCAAUAACAUUUCACAGAUCGAAAAAGGCACCUUUGCCAGCCUGCGCUUGCUGCAAAAGUUAAAUCUGAAUAAUAACCGUCUGGCACAACUGGGAGAUGUGUUUGAGGGUUUGAGCAACCUGAGCGAGCUAAGACUAACAAGCAACGUCAUAAGAACUGUGACCCCUUCCUCCUUUAAGCCCCUGACAAACUUGACAGUCUUGGACCUGUCAUUCAACAAACUGCAGCGCUUGACUCAGGUCCACUACGCAAUACAGCAUCUACCCAAUCUGAAGUAUCUCUUCCUCAAAAAAAUUGACGUCACCAUUUUCCAGUCCUGGGAACUGACCAACAACACCGUGGGCCUCGCGUACCUCGAUCUGUCUCAGAACCGUAUCGACGUCUUCGCCGUCAGCGCCAAUGUUUUCCAAAACCUGACUUGGCUGAACGUGGGGGGUUCUCCGGGAAGGCACAAGUUGUCGUGGGAGGUUGGCCGAGGGCCUCUUCUCGGACGGCUGAACUCGCUCGAUAUCGGCGGACUUCACUUGACGCAGAAGGUCGCCGGGGCGCUUUUUCAGAGUGUCAACUUCUCGCUGAGCAAUCUACGGAUGAACGCCAUGAAAUGCGACCUCAGGCAGCUGGUGGACGUGUCCUGCACCAUCCCGACACUGACUCAGUUGCAACUCAGACGCAACAAGCUUCGGCUGCUUAAUGGCGGUCUGCUUCGGCUCUGCUCCUCCGUCACCGAGUUGGAUUUGGCCGACAAUCGCAUGAAAGACGUUCUCAACGGCUCCUUUGGAGCCCUAAAAAAUCUGAAGAGGUUGACUCUCAGUCAGAACAGUCUCUCCUCAGUCCCGCCUGCCGUUAGGAAUCUGUCCAGACUUCUAGAACUGGACCUGAGCUCCAAUAACAUCAGCACGCUCACUUGCGAAGACUUUGCCGAUCUCGGCAAACUCCGAAUCCUCGGCCUUUAUCAGAACUACAUAUCGACCCUCCACCAGUGCGUCUUCAAAGGUCUGGGCAAGCUUGAGGUCCUCAAAUUGCAGACCAAUCGAAUCACUCAACUGGCCAGUGCAUUUAAAAGGUACUUACCGAAUCUUAGACAGCUGAAACUAGAUAAUAAUCAACUCAAGGCUAUCGAAAAGGGCGCAUUUGAGGGCUUGCGAUCUCUCCAGAACUUAUCGUUGCAGAGGAAUCAACUGGAAAAGCUUGAAAACGGCUCUUUUGUGGGCCUGACGAUGCUCACCGACCUUUUGCUGCAAUCCAACGAGAUCCAACAGAUAACCGCGGGCGUUUUCAAUGAUCUGGCCAAUUUAAGACGGUUAAGUCUGUUGGACAAUCGCAUCAAGUACAAGAGCAGUAUGCCGUUGCCGGUGGCGCCGUUCUCGAGGCUUUCUCGACUGGAGACCUUGGCCAUGGCGGGCCAACACAGCAGAGGCAGGUCCCAACUGCCCCGCAACUUUCUGCAGGGUUUGACCAACCUUCAGAUUUUCGACACGAGAAACGUCUUCCUCUCUUCCUUGCACCAAGACACCUUCAAGCACACGCCUGGGCUUCAGAAGCUUGACAUUAGCUCAAAUGAGUUGAUCGAUAUCUCCCCCAGCUUGUUUGAGCCCAUCCAGAACCUGCACAGCCUCUACAUUUCAAGAACCACUCUCCGGUCGCUCGAUUUCCUGAAGGAGGCCAACCUUACCAAACUCGAGUUCCUCCAAGCACGAAGGAACCAGUAUUCGGUCAUCACCAAGGAACAGAUGGACGCGCUUCCUUCCCUGGUGUAUUUGGACCUUCAGGGGAACAGUUUCCUAUGCGAGUGCGACAACUCCCAGUUCCUGCUGUGGUUGAACGAAAGUCAAGCCCAAGUCUUUGACGCCCACAACUUUGUAUGCAACUACCCCCCGAGCCUUAAAGGCAUGAAGCUGCUGAACCUCGACAUCGGAUCCUGCUCAGUGGAUGUAGAGUUCAUCUACUUCAUCUCCACUACCGUGGCCGUACUCUUGUUUCAGUUGUCAUCCUUUACCUAUCACUUCCUGCGGUGGCAGCUGGCCUACGCCUAUCACCUCUUCCUGGCCUUGCUGCACGAGCGGAAAUUCCGCGACAAACAGCCCGAGUCGCUCUACGACGCCUUUGUCUCUUACAACGCCGGCGACGAGGACUGGGUAUUCAGGGAGCUGGUGCCCAAACUUGAGGAGGGGCAAGGCUGGAAGUUGUGCCUGCACCACAGAGAUUUCGAGCCAGGGAAGCCCAUCAUGGAGAACAUCACCGACGCCAUCUAUGCCAGCAGAAAAUCCAUCUGCAUAAUCAGUCGCAAAUACUUGCAGAGCGAGUGGUGCUCCAGAGAGAUUCAGGUGGCCGGCUUCCGCCUGUUUGAUGAGCACAAGGAUGUUCUCAUCCUGGUCUUCCUGGAGGACAUUCCCAUCUGGGAGCUGUCUCCUUACUACCGCAUGAGGAAGCUGGUGAAGAAGCAGACCUUCCUGAGUUGGCCUCGGGCAGCCCAGUGCACCGACCUCUUCUGGGAGAAGCUCCGGCAGGCUCUGCACUCCAGAGACAAUCCCGGCGGGGAACUGCUACUGCUCACCGUGGAGAGCAGAAAGUGACAAAUGGACAGACGGAAUGAGGCGAAGGCGGUGAAGGCUGGAUUCACACAAAUUCAAGAGCUUGAUUUUAAUUGCAUUUGUAUCACUGGAUUGAACCCUGCCUUAUGACGGACGACGUUUGCUCUAACCAAACAAGAAUUCCAUUCGCUCGCAAAAGCAAAAUCAGACUGACCAGUCCUCAUUUGAAAUUGAUCUUACAGAUUUAUUGCUGUGUUGCUAAAUCAAGAAAAAUGGUGGUUAUGGGUGUCAUGUUAUAACUGUGAAAUGUUUUAUUCUUAUUUUGUAUUGGGGCAGUGUAAUAGUGUUCCCAAUGUUUGCUAGCGAGGAGGCAUCGGCUCAUCGGAGCAGCAAGAUUCUGUCACGUCAUUGCAGCGACUGAGUGGAACAACACGGACGCAUGUGGUACAAAAAAAGUCUCUUUUAAUAAAUAAGCAGACAACCAAAACAACACAACGCCAAAGACAUUUGAAAAGCAAAUAGGACAAUUCUCAAACGAAAAGCUGUGAGAACCUUCGGAUAGCUACUCUUGGCUGUUUACAAAACAGAGCUUACAUAUGUCUUCACAUCAAAAGUCCAAUUGAAUCUCCAACCAAAGGAACAAGUCCAACUUCAUGCCGCUGUGGUGGUGUUGGCGGAUUCCUCAAGGGCCUUUGUGUUUCUCCUGCGCUCACUAGAACGGAAAACCUCAGUCAGACGCAGGAACGACUCUGAGAAAAUCGCGUCGACGCGCGUCCUACUCACUCGAUGCAGCGCAUCACUCGUUGGGUCCAGCUCGCGACGGGAUUGGCGCACAAAAACCUUCCGGGGAGGUGAAGGCUGCAAAACAGGAAGAACCAGCACGGGUGUUAAUGAGCAGCCUGGAGGAGUGUCAGCUAGCUUAUGGUUAACCCGCUGACGGACGCUCGAGAGUAAAUUUCUUGCUUCAGCAGGCCGCUAUGUUUGCAUUUAUUUGACUUUGAACUCACAUCAAAGUUUCCUGUCAGUUUGUUUGCACAAUGCGUGGUCCACUUAUUCCACUACAAUGUAAUUUGUCUCCGUAAGAAGCCCGUUUUGUCUUUGUGUUGACUCAGUGAGUAAACACACCAGUGAACAAAAACUAGAUGACGCAACCAAAGACAUCCGCAUACACCCAACCCCCAAAUGAAAUGAUGUCAAUUGUGCGCGGCACCUUUGAAAUCAUUUGUAGACCUCAAAAAGGGAAUUUGUUGCACCUCAUACUUUUUACUCCAUUCUUUGAUUUACUUGUGGUUGUUGUUUAUUCCUUUUGAUCAACCAAUUGUUUUUAUUGCUAUCACAUAAAAAUGCUCCAAACAUUGUCCAA
Molecule: messenger RNA, 5490 nt
Organism: Syngnathus typhle (broad-nosed pipefish)
Lineage: Eukaryota; Metazoa; Chordata; Actinopteri; Syngnathiformes; Syngnathidae
Gene: tlr22
Product: toll-like receptor 22
Exons: 3
Coding region: 1326-4169 (947 amino acids)
Biological process (GO): inflammatory response; immune response; toll-like receptor signaling pathway
Cellular component (GO): membrane
Molecular function (GO): transmembrane signaling receptor activity; protein binding
Source: RefSeq, a predicted model, not a curated record